Messenger RNA from Helianthus annuus (common sunflower), 3021 nucleotides. RefSeq lists its product as uncharacterized. Gene Ontology annotation, molecular function: DNA helicase activity. The transcript has 17 exons. Lineage: Eukaryota; Viridiplantae; Streptophyta; Magnoliopsida; Asterales; Asteraceae. Bases 1 to 3021 code for a protein of 1006 amino acids. The record is from RefSeq and is a predicted model, not a curated record. Gene Ontology annotation, biological process: telomere maintenance; DNA repair.
AUGGAACAACAAGGUGAAAUUACUUUUCUUAAUGAUAUUAACGCUCUCAGUACAAACUUCAAUAUCAAAGUGAAGAUUAUUAGUUUGUGGAGAAAGAAGAUGAAAGGUAACGAAAGAGAGACCUAUCGUAUCGAUAUGAUACUUAUGGAUGAGAUGGGUACCAAGAUUCAAGCUUCUUGCUUACAUAGGCUCUUUUCAAAGUUUGAGAGACAUCUUAAUGUUGAUGAAUGCCUUAUAAUAAAAAGGCCAUCUCUUGCUGCGAACACUGCAUCUUUCAAAAUUGUUCCUAACAAUCAGAAGCUAUCUUUUUAUUACCAGACAUUUGUCGAAAAGUGUAGUAAAUGGGAUGGGCCACAGUUUGUUUUUGAUUUUGUUGAUUUCAAGGAUGUUGUAUCACAGAGAUACAAGGAGAAUUUCAUCGGUUACGUUGUUGUUUGCUAUAAGAUUGAGGACACUAACAAAAAAGAUGGUACUAAAGGAAAACGCCUCAAUCUUAAACUUCAAGAUCUCGAAGAUGUUGAGAUUGAUUUAACUCUUUGGGAUGAUUAUGCGAAAGACAUGUGUUCGUACAUGCUUAGUCAAGAUCGUGAAGCCCAUGUUGUCAUUGCUGUUCAUUUUGGUGCCGUUAAAACCUACAAAGGUAAAUGGGGGAUAUCUAAUAAUUUUGAUGGUACACGACUUUUCAUUAACGACAAUUUUGAUCAGAUAUUGACAUUCAAGGAAAAGUUUAUUGCAAAACUUUCUGCUUCAUCCGAGUCAAGUAGCCAUGUUGGGUCGUAUGUUUUAUGUUCUGUUGAAGAUGAAUUUAUGAAAAAUGAUGUUUUCUCACCAAUUGCUUAUCUUGGUUCAAUCAUACAGGCAAAAAAAGUUGUUAUUGUGGGAACUAUUGUAGCAAUUGUUUCUGAUAAGAUGUGGUAUUAUGAUGGAUGUAACUAUUGCAAAUCCAAAGUUGAGCAAAAGUUUGAAACUUACGAUAAGGAAGAUGGUACAAGUGAUGUUAGAGAUGAGAAGGUAUACCAAUGUUCCAACAAGGAUUGUCAAGGAAAAGAUGUUUUCCCAAUGUCGAGGCUUAAAAUACCAAUUCGAGUUCAAGAUUCAACUGGUACGGUGACACUUACAAUGUUUGAUCAUGAGGUGUUGAAGUUUGUUGGUAAAACUGCAAAGGAACUUAUACAAAUUCAGGACGAUAUACUUAAUACCAAUGAAGUGCCCAGAGCAUAUCCUGUUGAGUUUGAGACAUUGGUUAACAUCAAGUGUGCUUUCGUUAUUCGAGUAACAAACUUUAAUAUUACCAAUGCUGUUGAGAAUUAUGGUAUAUCAGUUCUGACAAAUGAUGCAGAUAUUUUGGAUCAGCUAAACAAAAAAUGGAAAAUUGAUCAACUUGAUGCAUCUGAUUCGUUUUCUAUGGGUCACUCUGAAUUCCAAGAUGAUGUCGGUAAAAGUGCAAAGGAUGGUGUUUCUUACACUGGUGAUAACUCUACACCUGUUUCAAAGGAUUUUGCUUCUGAUUUCAAUAAAUCAUCAACUGAUUUGAAGCGUAAUCUUGGUGAUGUUUAUGUGAGUGAAGAUGUAGUGGGAUCGUCGAAAAUGGAUAAUAGGUUUAAACAUCAAUAUUCAUCUUCUUCCGAACCUUCCAUGAAUGCCGUAAUUAACGAUUAUUAUACACGUUGGUUAUCUUACGUUAUCAAAGCUCACGAGGCCAGGCAUAGACCAAAGUUAAGAAAACUAUAUCUUGAUAAUAAGAGAUCAAAAUUUUUUCUUAUUUCGUAUUUUAUCGCUUUAACCAUUUUGGUCAUUGCAAUUGCCGAGGCAAAAAGAAGGCGUAGAUUAAGAAAACUAUAUCUUGAUAGUAAGAGAUCAAAGUUUAAUCGAAAAUGUAUUCCAUCAAAAGUGGAUUCAACGUCUUCAUCAGCAACACAGCCUAAUUCUGAAAUCGCUAAUCUUCUAAACGAAGCCAAGUUGAUUAUUUGGGACGAAGCACCGAUGGUACACAAACAUGCUUUUGAGGCUCUUGAUCGUACAUUGAAAGAUGUUUUGAGUGUCUCCGAUUCACGUAAUUCUGAACUUCCCUUUGGUGGAAAGACUAUUGUUUUCAGUGGUGACUUUAGGCAAAUCUUACCGGUUGUACAAAACGGCACAAGGCAAGACAUCGUACACGCCUCUUUAUGUUUAUCUUACAUUUGGUCCACUUGCAAGGUUUUAAAAUUGACCCGUAACAUGCGUUUAUCUAUUGGAACCGGUAGUUUAAACAUUGAUGAGAUAAACGAUUUUGCCAAAUGGCUUCUUGAAAUUGGUGAAGGCAAUCUCGGUGAUGGUAACGAUGGCGAUUCAACUAUAGAAAUACCAAACGAUCUUUUAAUCACCGAUUCAAUUGAUCCAAUUCAAAGCUUGAUUGACUUUGUAUAUCCAUCAGUUCUUGACCGUUUUAAAGAUCGUGACUACUUUUCUGAAAGAGCCAUACUUGCUCCUAAAAAUGAAGUUGUACAUGGUAUCAAUGAUCGUUUGCUUGCAUUAUUUCCUGGUGAAGAAGUAGAGUAUCUUAGCUCAGAUAGUCUAUGCCCAACUGAGGAAAUUAAUGAUCCAUUACACCAAGAUUUGUAUAAUCCUGAUGUGUUAAAUAGUGUCAUUGUUUCUGGCUUACCCAAUCAUAGAUUGAUUACACGUCUUGGUAAACGUGUUAUCGAGGCUGAGAUACUAUCAGGAGGUAAUGUUGGUUCAAGAACUUACAUACCCAGAAUUAGCAUGAUACCGUCGGACAAGAAAAUACCCUUUAAGUUUCAACGAAGGCAGUUUCCAAUAACCGUCUGUUUUGCCAUGACUAUUAACAAAAGUCAAGGACAGUCUCUUUCCAGAGUUGGUCUGUACCUAAGAGACCCCGUUUUCUCACAUGGUCAACUUUAUGUUGCGUUGUCGAGAGUAAAGACCAGAGAUGGCGUGAAACUUUUAAUAUUUGACAAAGAUGGAAGGCCAACGAAUACAACUACAAAUGUUGUUUACAAAGAAAUAUUUGGAAAACUGUAG